This is a messenger RNA of Elgaria multicarinata webbii, 939 nucleotides long. RefSeq names its product G protein-coupled receptor 141 (gene GPR141). Gene Ontology annotation, cellular component: membrane. Bases 1 to 939 code for a protein of 312 amino acids. The transcript has a single exon. The record is from RefSeq and is a predicted model, not a curated record. Gene Ontology annotation, molecular function: G protein-coupled receptor activity; oxysterol binding. NCBI's taxonomy places the organism in Eukaryota, Metazoa, Chordata, Lepidosauria, Squamata, Anguidae. Gene Ontology annotation, biological process: G protein-coupled receptor signaling pathway.
AUGGCUGUAGCGAACGAAACCCUUCGCCUUUACACAACGAUGGGGCCAUCUUCAUCAGCAAGCUCUUACCAUAAUAUUGGGAAUCCUGUUUUGAUCACAAUAUACUCCAUAGUUUUUAUCGGUGGUGUGAGUGGAGCCAUCAUAAUGUUAUUUUUGCUACUGAAAAUGAACACAUUAUCAGUGACCACGACAGCGAUCAUAAACCUGGUGGUGAUCCACAGUCUCUUCCUUGCGACUGUUCCAUUUCGGCUAUAUUACUACAGCACAGAUAACUGGAUCUUUGGGCUUUUCAUUUGUAAAUGUGUGAGCGUAAUGGUACACUUUCACAUGUACCUCACCUUUUUAUUCUAUAUUAUCAUUUUGGUUAUCAGAAGCCUUAUUUUCUUUCAGUGGAAGGAUAAGGUGGAAUUCUACAGGAAUUUGCAUGCUGUAGCAACUAGUGUAGCGGUGUGGAUUCUGGCGGUGGUUACCGUGGUUCCACCAAUGAUCCUUUUGUAUGGGAAUAUGAUUUAUGAGGAUUAUGAUUACAGUAGAUGUUUUAAUUUUCACAAGGAGAUUGAGUCUGUUGAAGUGAAAGCAUUGAACUACACUAUUAUUACUGUAGUGCUUGCAAUAACUUGCACUCUUUUGGGCGUUCAAGUUUUCAUGGUCCUAAAAGUGGCGAAAAAGCUAUCCGGAUCUAUUUGGUCACAUCAAGAGUUUUGGGCCCAGCUGAAAAGCAUGUUUUUUGUAUGGGUCAUCAUUCUUUGCUUCCUUCCGCAUCACUUUUUCCGUAUUUACUACAUUCAGCAUGUGAAUGAUAAGCAGUAUUCCCAGUUGUAUAUAUACAAUGAAAUAUGUUUGAGCGUAACUGCCAUCAGCUGCCUUGAUUUGUUUUCGUUUGUGGUAAGUGGAAGCAAACUCUUGAGGCAAAAAAUCAUUGCAUGCUCAUGCUGUUAA